Messenger RNA from Alternaria arborescens, 1410 nucleotides. RefSeq lists its product as hypothetical. The transcript has 5 exons. The coding region runs from base 1 to 1410 and encodes 469 amino acids. Gene Ontology annotation, molecular function: RNA polymerase II transcription regulatory region sequence-specific DNA binding. Gene Ontology annotation, cellular component: nucleus. NCBI's taxonomy places the organism in Eukaryota, Fungi, Ascomycota, Dothideomycetes, Pleosporales, Pleosporaceae. The record is from RefSeq and is a predicted model, not a curated record.
AUGGCCGAAUCCAAAGAAACAGACAAGGACAAAGUUGCCCCAGAUAAUGACGUGUCCAAAGCCCAUUCUCCUGCGAAGAGCAAACCCAAUGCGACCAAUUCUGAGGCGCCUGCAAAGCCACCAAAAAAGCGUAGAAAAGUAAACCAUGGUGUUAAGAAGUCCAAGUCUGAGCCAGAGAAUGGUGAUGGACAGAGUCAGCCCACUCAGGUCGAGUCAACUCCCUCCGAUGCAGCAUCAACGGCCGCUCCACCAGUUCCGGAUGCAGGGCUUAACCUGGCCACGCAUCCAGUACCUCCUAAUAGGGAUGCCAGCACAACAUCAGGUACCCGAAACGACCCCGUAUCCGCGCCACAAUUGCCUGCUUUGACGGCUGGUAGUCAGCCUUUUUUGGGUUACGAUGGUUUGCUCUCGUCUCAGAACAACCUUCAGGACAUGCAAUUCCACCCUUCAUAUAUGUUCAAUACCUCAGAAGUUAGCAAUGAGUAUAACCUGCUCAACGAUUUCCUCAACAACAGUCUCAUGGAUGACGGUGCAUUCUAUGGAGGCAAUGACUUCCACAGUCUCUUCACCGAUGCCUCACUCAUGAACCAGAUGGACUCUCUGAAUGGCAAUUCUGCCUACAGUGCAAGCACAUCAAGACCGCCCCAAUUACUUCCACCUCCCGCGCAGAAUGCCGCUGGGAAUGCUACAUCACGACAAGCAGCUGGGGUCCCCAUCGACAAGGCCAGAGAAAGAUACCUCGUCACAGCCGCCGACCCUGCUGGAAACGACAGUCCUGAAGAGCGCAUGAACAAACUACUCAAAGCGAAAGUCGACGCAGGGCUUCUAAAACCUUUCAACUACGUCAAGGGGUAUGCCAGAUUAAACCAGUAUAUGGAACAAAACCUGCAGCAGGCAUCUCGCAUCCGCGUACUUCGCCAACUAGAUCGCUUCCGGCCCAAGUUCCGCGAGCGAAUGCAGAGCCUGACGGACGUCGAUCUAGUACGCAUUGAGAUGUGGUUCGACAAGAGCUUAAUGGAGUACGACCGCGUCUUCGCUAGCAUGGCGAUACCUGCGUGCUGCUGGAGAAGAACAGGCGAGAUAUAUCGCGGCAACAAGGAAAUGGCGCGGCUCAUCCACGUACCGAUGUCGAAGUUGCGAGACGGUAACAUCGCUCUGCACGAGAUCAUUGCCGAACCAUCGCUGGUAUCGUAUUGGGAGAAGUUUGGCGCCAUCGCAUUCGAUCAUACGCAGAAAGCUAUUCUGACGAGUUGCUCCCUGAAGAAUCCAGAUCCGCAUUCCAAGGAUCCAGAGAUACGGUGCUGCUUUUCAUUUACGGUGAAGCGAGAUGCUUGGAAUAUACCGGCGUUGAUUGUGGGUAACUUCCUUCCUAUCACUGAGGCUACGUCGGGGUCGCUACCAGCUUCGUAG